AUGGCAUCGGUCGCAGCACACACGGAAAUUGUGCAGACUGUAGCCUCCAUGCCGCAGGCGCAUUUGCAGCUAUGCCUGGGUACAAUGCAGGAAUUAGCCAAAGCUGCGCCUGAGCGUGCCCGUGCUGUUCUGCUGGAGCAUCCGCAGCUUUGCCAUGCGCUCCUCCACGGCCAGUUCUUGCUGGGGCUCAGCCUUGAUCCGACGAUGCCGCCAGACCUGGCUGAGACUGCAGAGCUGCGGGCGGAGGCCGUGCAGCGAGCCAUGUCCAACUCAAAGACCUUGGCUGGACGGCAUCGGGGUGCUGUUCCAUUGUCCAGAGGUGCAAACGUAAGUGUUCCGUACCCUGCGCCGAAUGUGGUGAUCCCUGCAAGGCCACUGGUCCCCGGAGCCCUCGGAGGUGCUGGAAUGAUGCCGCCUCCACCUAUGGUGGUGCCAAGCGGAGGCUCCUUUGCGAAAGGGGCUCCGAUGAGGCCGCCUUUCGACGGGUUCCAGGCGGUGAAGAUGGACACUGGCUGA
Messenger RNA from Symbiodinium natans, 516 nucleotides. NCBI's taxonomy places the organism in Eukaryota, Dinophyceae, Suessiales, Symbiodiniaceae. The record is from the annotation of a GenBank genome assembly.